Messenger RNA from Dendroctonus ponderosae (mountain pine beetle), 1415 nucleotides. RefSeq names its product GTP-binding protein Rhes. NCBI's taxonomy places the organism in Eukaryota, Metazoa, Arthropoda, Insecta, Coleoptera, Curculionidae. Gene Ontology annotation, molecular function: GTPase activity; GTP binding. The transcript is spliced from 5 exons. The record is from RefSeq and is a predicted model, not a curated record. The coding region runs from base 227 to 1264 and encodes 345 amino acids.
AAGGGCGGUCCUACAUCCCUGCGGUUUCUCCGGCGCAGAACGUGAAGCAAAGAGUUGACCUAGUAAUGCAAAUCACCACGACAUUUUUCCAAAUAUUCCUCGAAUUUUGGGAACUAUGUACUUGCUUUUUGUUGUAGUUUAGUGAGCGAACGUGAUUUAACAUGAUGUUUUAAUUUGGUUGCGAUUUCUAGCAUCUAACGUGGAUGCAGAAAGUAUAAUAAUCAAAAUGAACUUCUCGUCUUGUUUUACUUGUUUUGGGACAACAACUCAAAACGGUAAACCAGUGAGUAACCCGAAACUAACGUCAAAUGAACAAAUCAGAGUCACCAACCCAGGGUCUCAAUGCAAUUCGACGGCCGGCACUAGUUCCUGCAGUGAUUCAGCGUUGGCCUCCAAAAACUGUUACCGAUUAGUGAUGUUAGGAGCAGCCAGAUCUGGAAAAACUUCACUGGUUUCGAGAUUUCUAGGAGGCAAAUUUUACGACAGUUAUACUCCUACAAUAGAAAAUUUUCACAGAAAAAUUUACAAAAUUCGGGGAGAAACGUAUCAGUUGGAUAUUUUGGAUACUUCCGGCAAUCACCCUUUCCCAGCUAUGAGAAGACUAUCAUUUUUGACUGGCGAAUUGUUUGUUAUUGUGUUCAGUUUGGACAGCCGUGGAUCAUUCGACGAGGCGAAAAAACUAAGAAAAGAAAUAAUUGAAACCAAACAAAAUGCGAGCAAUGCAAAAAGUGGCGGAAGUCAAAAAGGGAAAAAGUGUAAACCACCAAUACCUAUGGUAUUUGCAGGAAAUAAAUGUGACAAGGAAAUGCGAACGGUUAGUGCAGACGAGGUGCAAAUGUACUGCAAUAGUCAGGGUUCUUACUGUACUUUUGUGGAAACGUCUGCUAAAAAGAACUAUCAGGUUGAUGAAGUUUUUUAUCAGCUCUUCGCCAUAGCCACAUUGCCAACCGAAAUGGCUCCCAACCAUCAGAAGAGGAUCGACGACAUCAAGGUGAUACUAAAUCUGGACCACUUUCCAAGGAAAGUCCAAAAUCGAAAGUCUAGAAACGCACAAAGAACCAACCCCAGACCAAUAAGAUGUUAUGUGUUUGCAUGUUUUAAUGAGCAUUACUUUUAUAGCGAUGUAGACCAUCCUUUAAUAAAUGUAUUUUGCGGACGCAACUCAUUCGUACGGGAUUAUGGAUUGCGAUCAUUUCUCUGUUCUACUAAACUUCAAAUUUUAAAUCAACUUACGACUUGUUCAAGUCAUUUGGACAAGUCCUAAAGUGGGACGACAGAAAAAGUUAAUACUCAAUGUCUUUUAGGAAUCGACUUAAUUUUGGAUCACACCCGCAAAUUAAGAAUGUUGAAGAGCCCCAGGGCUUUACAAAGGGACUAUCAAUAACGGACGCACAUUUAUAAUCAAGCAAAUAAAA